ACACCAAUUCAGAGAGAAAUCUCCUUCUUUUCUUUAGUUUUGUUCAUAGUAUUAGUAUAUAAUAAAAGUGAUUCUGUCAAGAACACUUUCUGUAAAUUUCAGUUUGUAAUUUCUAUUUCUAGAAUUUUAGUUCUUUAAUUUCAACAAUUAAGUUCAUUUGGGGAGUAUAAGCCAAAAUCAUUCUCAGCUUAAGGAUUUCACUUUCUCUAUUCUAGCCCAUUAUUUAUGCCAUCAGGUGUCCCAGUGAAAAUGAUGAACGUCAGAGGCCUUGCAGACCUGAAGAAGAAAAAACCCUCCAAGGGCCCGAUUGGGACGGACGCCGGUGUCCCAAAACCUGCCGGUGACUUCUUCAAAAAACCGGAGGGGCCGUCGGUGGGCCCAAGUGCUGAUGCUGCCGCUGCCGCCAAAAGGAAGGGCUCGGGCAGAGAUCUCGAGGGCAAGAAGCCCAAGACUGGGGAUGCCGGGAAGAAAGUCCCCCCGGUGAUCAUUGUUGAUGAAGGCCCUGCCUCCGGGGCGAAUGAGGACAUGCAGGUGGCGAAAGUGCCGUCGGGAGUUCAGGGGCCAUCUUCCGAGGUCCUCAUGGUUUCCCUCCCGGCUGGUACGGCCGUGAUGAACGGUGCGGCCGACCCGAGGGCGCUUCUGAGAGGCAUCACCCUCGAGAUUGACAGAGUAGCCCUCGGGGCUGAUGAAGACGAAGCCCUCGAGGACAGGAUCCUCCGGUCUUCCCUCACAACCUGCAUUGCCCUCGGGGAGCAAGCCCGGCGGCUAGAGGAGUGGCGCCUUCGCAAGGCCGAGCAGGAGGCUAAGAUGCGGGAGCUCAUCCGCCAGAAUGCUGACGCUGUUCGGCAGAUGGCUAUGCUGGAGGAGAGCCUUCGGCAGAUGACCCUGCGGGCGGAGGCCGCAGAUCGGGGCAGGGCAGAGGCUGAGAGGUCCGCAGCUGAGCCCUUGGAGAGAGCUGUCAAGGAGGCUGAGGCCGCGAAGGUGGAAGCCGUCGAGAGAGCCCGAGGGGACGCAAUCUCGGGGUUCUUGGCAGGGGGGUGGCGGUCCGAGGAGCACAAGAAAUGGCUGUCCUCGGUCGUCGAGUCCUCGGUUGACGAGUGGUGUGAUGGGCCUGGCGUGGAGUGGGUUUCCCGAAAGGGUAAACAAUACUAUGAUGGGGGCGAGUUUUUCACUCAAGCCCUCAUCUACCGGAGGAUGGCUCGCCACUUGAAGAUCGAGCAAAAGAACUUUGACCCGGCAGCAUACGGGCUCCCCCCUGCAGCCAGACAUCCGUGUUCCUCUCCCCCCCGAUGUCGAGAGGCCAGACCUGGAGGACUCUGAGCUUAUGAAGGAAGCCGAGGGUGACGAACCUGAGGCCGACACAAAAGUUACCUCGAAGCCAUCGGGGGAGGCGGCCCCCGGGAAUGACAUUGUUGAUAUGUAACAUGCAUUAUGUAAACAUGUAUUUGUAAUGGUGACAUUAUUCAUCCUUCGGCUUCGGCCUGCUUGUAACAUUUACUCGUAAUUACAUUUGCCC
This is a messenger RNA of Cuscuta europaea, 1516 nucleotides long. The record is from the annotation of a GenBank genome assembly. Lineage: Eukaryota; Viridiplantae; Streptophyta; Magnoliopsida; Solanales; Convolvulaceae.